AUGGCCACGCCCCUCAUACUUCCUCUGUGCCCCAAACCCCUCCCUAAAUCCGUCCUCCAGCUACUCAAUCCAUCUCCGUCCAACUCCCACAUCCGCCUCCGCCGCGGGAUAAGAUGCCAAGCCACCGGCCAGAUGCCGCAGUCCACGGCGGUCUACCAAGGCGUGUACGGCCCGUGGAAAAUCGAAUCGGCCGACGUCCAGGAGGUGAUUCUCUACAGGUUCGGCCUCGUCACCGCCGCCUCCUGCUUCGUGGCCGUGUCGUCCACGGCGUUCCUCGAUUGGGAGGCGCUCGAUUUAAUCAGGAGAAAUUCGGAUCUAAUCUCCGGCUUCGGGGCAUGUGGGCUGGGGUUGUCUCUGUAUUUGAUUCACAUUUAUGUUACUGAGAUCAAGAGAACUCUUCAGGCUCUGUGGUUAAUUGGUGCAGUCGGGUCUCUGGGAGCAUACGCUGCUCUGGCCCGACCAGCCGGAAAGUGUUUGGUGGAUUACGUCGUGGAGAAUCCGUCAGCCGUUUGGUUUGUCGGCCCAUUGUUUGCUGCUCUCACAGGCCUCGUGUUCAAAGAAGGGCUUUGCUAUGGCAAGCUGGAAGCUGGUAUGCUGACAUUUAUAAUACCGUCUGUUUUGCUCGGCCACUUGACUGGGCUGAUGGAUGAGAGUACUAAACUAACUUUGUUGGGUGUGUGGAUGGCACUCUUUGUUGUUUUUGCAGGAAGAAAAUUUAGUCAGCCUAUUAAGGACGAUAUAGGCGACAAAUCCGUCUUUAUCUUCAAUGCCAUGUCCGAGGAGGAGAAAGCUGCGUUACUUGAAAAACUUGAGCAGCAGAAUAAUCUGCAGAAUCUGGAUUAG
Striga hermonthica is the source of this 843-nucleotide messenger RNA. NCBI's taxonomy places the organism in Eukaryota, Viridiplantae, Streptophyta, Magnoliopsida, Lamiales, Orobanchaceae. The record is from the annotation of a GenBank genome assembly.